UUAUUCAGCCUGCUGUCCAACAGCCUGGUCCUGCAUCAGACCGUGCCGCACCUCCCCAUUUCAUCGCUGCUGAGCCUCGCAUCGGCAUCUCGCAGCUUCAAGGCUCUUCUGCACAACUCACCUGGGGUCUUCCGCCAUCUUGACCUGACUACGGUCAAGCGUGCCCAGCCAUGUCUGGACAGGAGCACCAGCACAUCCUCCCACCGCGAGGCGGGCCCGGUGGUGUAUGAUCGCUUCGUUGCGGACGUCACAGAAGACGAUGUCUAUUCUGGUCCCUUGAGAGGUGUCCUCGCCACCGUUCAACGGAGAGACAUUCUCGCGAGUGUGCAGACUCUCGUGCUUGAUGGCCUGUCUGUCACCGCCGAGCUGGUAAACGACAUGCUUGUCGACCCUUCGUUCUCAGUCCGUAUCCUAUCGGUGCGCGACUGUGCGAACCUCAACGAGGCCAAAUUGAUGCAAACUUUGCGCUUCGCGUGUCGGCGCGGUCGUGCGGCUAACGCACUGCGGCUCAAGGGACUAUACGUGUUCGGUUCGAAGGACAGCUCGCGGGAGGCGGGCGGGCUUAAUAAGAGCAGCAGAGCCAGCUCUUGGUAUCACAACCAUGGACGCAUUAUCAGUAAGAAGAUCACGGACGGCUGGGCCGAGACACUGCUCGACUGCCAGAGCAGCAUCCGCUUCGAUGCUGUCCUUUGCACCGGGCCGCGCCAUCAGAACUCGCCUGCUUUUGGCAGGGUGCCUGUCUCGAGCUACAGCAGCUCCGCCCGUGCGACACCAUGGGCAGUCGCAACAUUUGCCGUUGGCGGCUGUGCAGUGUGCGGGACAGCACCCGAAGGCUUCACCGUCCACGGCGAGUCUCCCGAGGAGAACCUGCCGCUCCUGGCGCCGCUCCUCGUCCACUCAUCCAACGUCAAGGCGGCAUGCCGGCCGGCCGGUGCGAGCAGCAGCGGGAGUGGCGGCCUCGGCGGCUCGAGCGGCCGACCGCGUUUUGUGCCUCGAUGCCUCGAGUGUAUCCGAGAGCGGUACUGCUUCAGCUGCGACCAGUGGUGGUGUGAGUCGUGCUACCAGGUGCCAGGUCAGCAUCAGCCCCUGCAGACCCGGAAGAUCCAGCGUAGCUGCUGGGAAUGCGACCCGAAUUGCGACGACUGUGUCACCCACACCUCGCGCACCUGCAAAAGCUGCGGCGGCGGGUACUGCCUCGUCCACUACGACGGCUCCACAGAGACUCAUGUAAGU
Molecule: messenger RNA, 1233 nt
Organism: Microdochium trichocladiopsis
Lineage: Eukaryota; Fungi; Ascomycota; Sordariomycetes; Xylariales; Microdochiaceae
Exons: 4
Source: RefSeq, a predicted model, not a curated record